AACCGCGAGCGGUGCUAAACAAGUGUCUUGUGAAAAAUUAAAUUGAAAAAAUCUAAAACUUUGCAAAAAUGCGUCUCUUCGUCGUAGCAAUCGCACUCUUCGCCGUCAGCGCCACAGCCGCGCCUCAAUAUGGAUACGAACCCGCCAGCAGUGGUGGCUUGGCCGUACGCAGCGGCGGUAAUGGUGUCGUCCUCGGCGGCAGCGGUGGCGUUGCAUCCGGUAUUGGUGGCGGUGCCAUCGGUAAUGGUAACUCGCUCAACCAUGGCAGCGGCCGUGGUGGUGACAAAUACUUGCCUCCCGAGUCCGAGCAACAGGCACCACUCAUCAACAAACAAUUCUACACCAUCUCCGCACCCGAAGAUAACGCCACCAAAUCCAAGCACUUGGUUUUGGGCAAACCACAAAAGAAUUUCCGUGUGAUCUUCAUUAAGGCGCCAACACCCGAUAAUGUCAAAUACUCCGCUGAAUUCGCGCCACAAGAAGAGAAGACCGUCAUCUAUGUGUUGCACAAGAAGGGUGAAGAUAUCGAUGCCGCCAACAUUGGCACACCAGCACCAACUGUACCCAGCAAACCAGAGGUCUUCUUCAUCAAGUACAAGACACCCGAGGAGGCACAACAGGCGCAAAAGGAAAUUCAGGAACAAUACGAUCAAUUGGGCGGCAAUAACCAAUUCGGUGAAGACACCGCUCCCAUCACCUCGGUCGUUGGCGCUUUGGACAGUCUUAACCCUGAUGGCAGCUACAACUAUCGUCAAGUGAACGGUGGCAGCGCCAAUUUGGCAGAGCCCCAACAGCCCAGCUCACAAUAUUUGCCAUCUUUUUUGAAGGUUUAAUUGGAAUUUGAUAUGAGAAUUUACGACCUACAUGGAAUUUAGUAUUUAGUUAGCAAUGUUGAUUAAUAGUUAAGCGGAAUCUGUGACAAAAGCAUAUUCGUUGUAUGCGCGCACAUUCUUUGUUAUGUCUUUUAUUUUUUUUAUUGUUAAAUGUUGUUGUUAUUUUUUGUUAAAUAAAUUGAAAUCGAAAAUCA
This is a messenger RNA of Zeugodacus cucurbitae (melon fly), 1027 nucleotides long. RefSeq lists its product as uncharacterized. The transcript is spliced from 2 exons. The coding region runs from base 69 to 833 and encodes 254 amino acids. NCBI's taxonomy places the organism in Eukaryota, Metazoa, Arthropoda, Insecta, Diptera, Tephritidae. The record is from RefSeq and is a predicted model, not a curated record.